Messenger RNA from Thlaspi arvense, 1697 nucleotides. The record is from the annotation of a GenBank genome assembly. NCBI's taxonomy places the organism in Eukaryota, Viridiplantae, Streptophyta, Magnoliopsida, Brassicales, Brassicaceae.
AACGAAUAAAAGAAAAACUUAUAAAGAGACCAGUUACAGGAAAAGAUCUUAUGAUAGUCAAUAUGGGACCUCACCACCCAUCCAUGCAUGGUGUUCUUAGCCUAAUUGUUACUCUAGAUGGCGAGGAUGUUGUUGACUGUGAACCCAUAUUGGGUUAUUUACAUAGAGGAAUGGAAAAAAUUGCCGAAAACCGCACAAUUAUACAAUAUUUACCUUAUGUAACGCGAUGGAAUUAUUUAGCUACUAUGUUUACAGAAGCAAUAACAGUAAAUGGACCAGAACAAUUGGGAAAUAUUCAAGUUCCUAAAAGGGCCAGCUAUAUCAGAGUAAUUAUGCUGGAAUUGAGUCGUAUAGCUUCUCAUCUGUUAUGGCUUGGCCCUUUUAUGGCAGAUAUUGGGGCACAGACUCCCUUUUUCUAUAUUUUCAGAGAACGAGAAUUUGUAUAUGAUCUAUUCGAAGCUGCCACCGGUAUGAGAAUGAUGCAUAAUUUUUUUCGUAUUGGAGGAAUAGCGGCUGAUUUGCCUUAUGGUUGGAUAGAUAAAUGCUUGGAUUUUUGUGAUUAUUUUUUAAUAGAGGUUGUUGAAUAUCAAAAACUGAUUACACGAAAUCCUAUUUUUUUAGAACGGAUUGAAGGCGUUGGGAUUAUUAGUGGCGAAAAAGCAAUAAAUUGGGGUUUAUCCGGACCAAUGCUACGAGCAUCCAGAAUACCAUGGGAUCUUCGUAAAGUUGAUCGUUAUGAAUCUUACGAUGAAUUUGAAUGGGAAAUUCAGUGGCAAAAACAAGGAGAUUCAUUAGCUCGUUAUUUAGUACGACUUAGCGAAAUGACAGAAUCCAUAAAAAUUAUUCAACAGGCUCUCGAAGGACUUCCGGGGGGUCCCUAUGAGAAUUUAGAAAGCAGAGGCAUUGAUAGAAAAAGGAAUACAGAAUGGAAUGAUUUUGAAUAUCGAUUCAUUAGUAAAAAACCUUCUCCUACGUUUGAAUUAUCGAAACAAGAACUUUAUGUAAGAGUUGAAGCACCAAAAGGGGAAUUGGGAAUUUUUCUGAUAGGAGAUCAAAGUGGUUUUCCUUGGAGAUGGAAAAUCCGACCGCCGGGUUUUAUUAAUUUGCAAAUUCUUCCUGAACUAGUUAAAAGAAUGAAACUGGCUGAUAUUAUGACGAUACUCGGUAGCAUAGAUAUAAUUAUGGGAGAGGUUGAUCAGGUCUAUGGACUCAUAUGGAUAUUUGUCCCUAUAUUUUCUCUUAUAUUGGGAAUCAUAACAGGUGUACUAGUAAUUGUGUGGUUAGAACGAGAAAUAUCUGCAGGGAUACAACAACGUAUUGGACCUGAAUACGCCGGCCCGCUGGGAAUUCUUCAAGCUCUAGCCGACGGGACAAAACUACUUUUCAAAGAAGAUCUUCGUCCAUCUAGAGGAAAUGCUCCUUUAUUUAGUAUUGGACCAUCUAUAGCAGUUAUUUCAAUUUUACUAAGUUAUUCUGUACUUCCCUUUAGCAAUCACCUUGUUUUAGCGGAUCUCAAUAUCGGUAUUUUUUUAUGGAUUGCCAUCUCAAGUAUUGCUCCGAUUGGACUUCUUAUAUCAGGAUAUGGAUCAAAUAAUAAAUAUUCUUUUUUAGGUGGUCUGCGAGCUGCUGCCCAAUCGAUUAGUUAUGAAAUACCUUUAACUCUAUGUGUUUUAUCAAUAUCUCUACGUGCGAUUCGU